AUGUUCCUGGUGCCAACACAACAACCUCACAACUUUGUUGAUAACCACGCCUCUCUUCACUCCUCCAACGCUCGACUUGGCUCCGAGGCGACCCUAGACACGCUCCUCAGCUCCCCAAGCUCUAUGGACCGCAGUGCACCGGAGUACUCGCAGUCAGGUUUGCCCUCGCCCUAUCCAAGCAACUUCGGCGACAGCAAUUCUGAAGAGUCGACCGCAGAUCACGCGUCUGCUGCGCAAUACCCGGUCAAGCAGGAAGUCAACUACUCAACGUCGGCCACUCCUACUUCCGAGUACGGCGUCUACCCUCAGUCCGCGCGAUCAGGAUCUUUCCCAGAGCACAUCCAGCGUUCAUACCAUCCAGCCAGCAGCACCAGCAGCGGCGGUAUGGCGCAACAACAGAACAGUCCGUCUAUGCCCCAGCAGGAUGGGCGAAACCAUCAAGCCCACCCGGUCAAGUCUGACAACGAUGUACCUAUAGAUCCGUCCAUCGCCGCGCCGAGUCCGACUUAUCCCUACGGGCAGCACUCACCUUACGCGCCCAACCCAGACAUGUCGCAUAGCUACUCUCAUCCCAGCGGUGGCAUGUACGCCCAGCCGCGACCAGACUGGGGAGGUUACGGACAGCACGGAGGUGCGCCGUUGACUCCCGGCCACCCUGUGUACGCCCAGUCGCCUGCCUCGGCCCCUCCUCAACAAAGACCCAACCAGGUGUACUCAUUUGUCCCAAUUCCUGGCGCACAACAGCACAAGCGACCUCGACGACGAUAUGAGGAAAUUGAGCGAAUGUACAAGUGUGGAUGGAAUGGUUGCGAGAAGGCCUAUGGCACUCUUAACCACCUCAACGCCCAUGUCACCAUGCAGUCUCAUGGACAGAAGCGAACCCCUGAGGAGUUUAAGGAGAUCCGCAAGGAGUGGAAACAGCGAAAGAAGGAGGAGGAAGCCCAGCGCAAGGCUGAGGAAGAGCGCCAACGCCAGGCUGCUCAGGCGGCCGCUGCCCAGAACGGCGGCGACCCUCAGGCCGGCCCCGAUGGAGCUCCCGCCUCUAGCUAUCCCGGAUCGCGACCAGUUCAGCUGCCUCCUAUCGGUUACCAACCCGCACAGUACCCUCCCCCUCCUUCGGCGGGAGUUCCCCAGCAGUCUUUGCCAGACUACAACAACCAUAUGUACCCCAAUUACCAGCCCCACUCGCCUUAUGCUCAACCCAGCCAGGGAAUCUACAGCCAAUGUAAGUUGAACUCAUGGAGGUGA
Ilyonectria robusta is the source of this 1248-nucleotide messenger RNA. RefSeq lists its product as uncharacterized. Bases 1 to 1248 code for a protein of 415 amino acids. The transcript is spliced from 3 exons. Lineage: Eukaryota; Fungi; Ascomycota; Sordariomycetes; Hypocreales; Nectriaceae. Gene Ontology annotation, biological process: regulation of DNA-templated transcription. The record is from RefSeq and is a predicted model, not a curated record.